AAAAAGCAUUUGCAGAUCUUGAGACUGUAUUAAGUACUGAAAAAGACCUUAGCGAGCACGAAGCUUACAUAGCAGCACAAGAAGCGUUAAAAGAAGCAGGAGCUCAACUGCCUGAAUCAGGCGAAAUUUAAAACCUUUACAUACUAUUGGUAAUACUUUAAUAUUUAUUCACAAUCAUGACGUAUAAUUCUAAUUUUUAUAACAAUUUUCCGCAAUUUACAUUCCAAUAUCCGCCACCGACAUUUGUUCCCCCUCCACCUCCUUUACCACCUUUCCUCGUCCCUCCAAUGCCGGCGCCAAAUCUUACAGUCACCGACCAGGAGUUCAUAAAACGCUUUGAUAAACCUCCAGUCCCAAACCCAUCUAGCCAAAGGACAAUAUCAAUUAGCACAGCUAAAGAGAAACUACAAAAUCUGAUUGUAACUUUAAACAACUUAAAGAAUCAACAAAAGCAUCUAUCUGAGCACAUGCACACUCUUUCCGAAACCCAAUGGUCAAGUAUAUUGGCAGAUAUAGAGCAAAAUAAACAAAAAAUCAAUGAAACCAUGGGUGAAAUAACAUCCUACUUAGAUACACUUACUAAGUUACUGGCAAAAAGAUCUGCGAAGAGAUUGAGGAUGAAUAAACUUUGCUUGGAAAGGAAGAAAGAGAAAGAAGAUCAUAUAAAAGAAAUGGAGGAAAGAUCUCGGAGGAUUGAUGAGAAUCUCCAGAAGAUUCAAGAUGACAUUAGGAGAGCUAAACAGGAAGAAGCGUCCAAGAUCCAAGCAGACAUAGUUCUAAAGGAAGUCAUACGAAAGAAACACGACGCAAAGAAGUACCUCGUGAAGCUCGACGCAUUAAUUAAGCUGCGCCGCGCGAAGCAGAAUACGGCCAAGGGUAGGGGAGAAAGUGUUGUGGAAAGGGAUGCGGAGGUGUUCAACAAUAAUAUUGAAAAACUGAAGCAACUCUGGGUUGAAAAACUUGCAAUCUACGAUAAAGAAGAAGUCCAGCUUCGUGCUACUCUGGAGCAAGAUACUGAAAGCAACAUAGAAAGCAAGCAAAUGCAGGAGUUUGUUGAUAACUUGGAUAAGUGGCAGGAGUUCUUAUUUGGUGGGAGCUCGCCGCAGGUUGACUUCAACGGUGAUAUUGGCAGUUUUGUCCAAGUUAGAUCUAAAUGGGAUCAGUACCUCGAUGGAGAAGGCACACCUCUACCCGUCGGUUGGGUGGUACCAAAAGAUGUCUAAUUACUAAAGGUUGGGUGCUAAAAGAUAUCUAAUUGCAGUUAGUUGGGUGGUACUAAACAAUUUCUAAUUAUAAUUUUUGCCAGAUUUUGUUGAUUAAUUUUUCAUUGGAUAAGAUAUUUGUGAAACCAGCUUUUGCAAAAUGUAUCGUGUGGCUACAAUUUGACUGCACCUAAAGUUAAGAUGACCUUUACCUUUAACAGUCCUUGUUUAUACUGUGGCGUGGCCAUGAUUUGUGGGUACGGAGCUUUCCGAAAGCUGCAUUUAUAAGAGCUUAUUGA
Hyposmocoma kahamanoa is the source of this 1501-nucleotide messenger RNA. RefSeq names its product FK506-binding protein 5-like. The coding region runs from base 177 to 1223 and encodes 348 amino acids. The transcript has 4 exons. The record is from RefSeq and is a predicted model, not a curated record. Lineage: Eukaryota; Metazoa; Arthropoda; Insecta; Lepidoptera; Cosmopterigidae.